Messenger RNA from Lucilia sericata (common green bottle fly), 8738 nucleotides. Its product is annotated as zinc finger protein 775-like. Gene Ontology annotation, molecular function: DNA-binding transcription factor activity, RNA polymerase II-specific; RNA polymerase II cis-regulatory region sequence-specific DNA binding. Lineage: Eukaryota; Metazoa; Arthropoda; Insecta; Diptera; Calliphoridae. The transcript is spliced from 4 exons. Gene Ontology annotation, biological process: regulation of transcription by RNA polymerase II. The record is from RefSeq and is a predicted model, not a curated record. The coding region runs from base 2889 to 5264 and encodes 791 amino acids.
ACAAAAAAAUAUAUGAAAAAAUAAGAAAAAAAAAAAAACAUUUUGAACAACCAAUAAACAUUAAAAUAUAAAAAAACAAAUAAAUUUUGUUAGUAUUUUUCAUUAAAAGUACCGCAAGAAGCGAUACUAACUUCUUAAUAUGCAAACAGUAGCAUUAUAGCAACCCGAUUACUAUAGGACUGUAAUAAAUUCGAUUCUAUUUUCUGCUAACUUUAGUGAUUCAGCCAUAUAAGGUGGAUCAACUAUAGUCUUAACUAUUGAACAGUGUAUAGUCUGAAUCAGAAAUCAGUCUAUAAACUUGACUAUAAAAUAGUCAAUAACCUUGACACCAUAUCAAUUUCUAAUCUUGAUUUUAGCUCCUAACUGUAGACCAGUCUACCGUUCUUAACUGUAGAUAGUCUAUAGUCUAUAGUGUUGACUAUAGAUCUUAUAGGCUUGACUAGAUAAGUCUUCACUAUUGAACAGUGUGAAUCAGAGAUCAGUCUAGAAACUUGACUCCAGAUCAAUUUCUAAUCUUGAUUUUAGAUCGGUCUAUAGUUCUUAACUGUAGAUCAGUCUAUAGUGUUGACUAUAGAUCAGUCUAUAGGCUUGACUAGUUAAAUCUUCACGAUUGAACAGUCUAUAGUCUGAAUCAGAGAUCGGUCUAGAAACUUGACUAUAAAUUACCAAUAACCUUGACUUCAGAUCAAUUUAUAAUCUUGAUUUUAGAUCAGUCUAUAGUUCUUAACUGUAGAUCAGUCUAUAGUGUUGACUAUAGAUCAGUCUAUAGGCUUGACUAGUUAAGUCUUCACUAUUGAACAGUCUAUAUUCUGAAUCAGAGAUCAGUCUAGAAACUUGACUCCAGAUCAAUUUCUAAUCUUGAUUUUAGAUCAGUCUAUAGUUCUUAACUGUAGAUCAGUCUAUAGUGUUGACUAUAGAUCAGCCUAUAGGCUUGACUAGUUAAAUCUUCACUAUUGAACAGUCUAUAGUCUGAAUCAGAGAUCAGUCUAGAAACUUGACUAUAAAUUACCAAUAACCUUGACUCCCGAUCAAUUUCUAAUCUUGAUUUAAGAUCAGUCUAUAGUUCUUAACCGUAGUUCAGUCUAUAGUUCUCAACUAUAGAUCAGUCUAGUUGACUAGUUAAAUCUUCACUAUUGAAUAGUUUGAAUCAGCGAUCAGUCUAGAAACUUGGCUAUAAAUAAGUCAAUAACCUUGACUCCAGAUCAAUUUACAAUCUUGAUUUUAGAUUUGUUUAUAGUUCUUAACUGUAGAUCAGUUUAUAGGCUUGACUAUAGAUCAGUCUGUAGGCUUGUCUAGUUUAAUCUUCACUAUUGAACAGUCUAUAGUCUGAAUCAGAGAUCCGUCUAUAAACUUGACUAUAAAUUAGUCAACAACCUUGACUCCAGAUCAAUUUCUAAUAUUGAUUUUAGAUCAGUCUAUAGUUUUUAACUGUAGAUCAGUCUAUAGUGUGGACUAUAGAUCAGGCUUGACUAUAUAGUAGACUAUAAUCACUAGUUCACUAUUGAACAGUUAAAAAUAGAUAAGACACUGUGGACUAAGAUACCAUUAGUACAUUCUUGGUAAUGCUUUGAAAUUAAACUGUCAAAAUCAAUCAUAUUUUGAUGAUUUCGUUUAACCAUUAAAUGACAACCUUAUCAACAAUUCGAGAGGUAAAACAUAUACACACUUUUCUAGCUCAAACUUAUCGCUGGUCCAACAAAUUGUAUAUUUUUUCAUCACAUUAACUUUAAAAUGAAUGUGAGAUAUUAUCUUUCUAAAUCAGAUAUUUUCAACUGUUAUUUUGGUUAAAAUGGACUCAGAGAAAAUGAAAUAAUUAAAACUGGGCUAUCAUAACUAACUAUCAUAGCAAAGGAUCUGAAGGGUUAUCUUCCACACAAGAUGAGGGGACCCGAUCAUUACGAAAUUCGACUGGGUCAUCAAACCUUCUAUUAAACUUGUAAGUUGGUUAGUUAGUUUGAAAGGAGUAUGUACAUAGAUCAAAUCCGAAGAAAAACAUCUAGGCCUGUAUCGGGUCUGUUAUGCGCUCCUUAGCCAGUGCCUCAGAUGGGAAUCUAACCCACUACCUCCGGUCUACUAGCUUAGAACACUAGCAUUUUAACCCUUUUUCAGAAGUUUCAUCUUUAGUGAAAUAUCUUGACUUAUCACAUAGACGGACGGAUGGAAGGAUGGACAGGGGGAAUUUGCUAAUCGACUCAGAAAAUAAUUCAGAUUGAUAUAAUUUUAGUUGGAUAUAGGACUUUGGGUAUUACAAACACAAACGCAUAAUACCCUCUCAAGUAUAGUAAAAUAAAAAAGUUAUUUAAAUCGAGUCAACAUUUUACCAUCAUAUUAUCUUAACGAAAAUUUCAAACUCUUUUGUAAUUACAAAUUCAAAAGUAAACAAAUUAUAAUUAUACUAUGAUUAUACCAAAAUAUAUACUUUUAACACAACAAAAAAAAAAAAGAGAUCCUUACAGUUUUUCCCUACAGGAUAACAAUACAAUGGUAAGCUUUAGCAAAACCAAAAAACAAUAAAUUAAAAUAAACAUUAUAGCAUUAUAUCUUUAGAAUAUCUGCCUAAAAUAUUUUUUUAGUUCAAAUUUUUAGUUUGACAACUCCUAUUUUCAUAUUUGUUUAGUAAAAUCAUCUUAAUAAUUAAAUGUUUUUUUUUAACUAAAUGUUGUGUGUAUUUAUAAUUAGACGCAUGUUUAUCUACAUUUUAUAAUAAAAUAUUGGCUUUUUAAUUUUACAAAUGAUACAAAAAAAGUAAACCUUUAAACCUUGAAAUCCUAUAAACAUAUAAAAUACCCUCAAUUGCCUACUAAUACUAAUAUUGAUUAUUUAUUUCUUUAUUUUUUGUUUUUAUUUUUUUUUUUAACAUCCAACAAAAGCUGUUACGUAAUUUUGGUAUGGCCACCAGAUGUCCUACGCCAUUUGCUUUUCCCUUUACACCUUUGGGUUUGAGUUUAUUUGAUAUUGAUCCGUCCAGAAUAUUAACCAUGUUGCAUCAUCAAACUUGGUUAGCAGAGGAAGCUUUAAGAAAUCGCGGUUUGCUAACACCACCUCCUACAUCUAAGGACUUUAGCCAACGUUUUAAUCCUUUAAGCGAUUUACUUUCCAAAGAUUAUCAUGCCAAUCAUAUGCAUCUUAACACUGCCGAUUUAUUAGCUAGAUCCUCAUUAUCAUCAGCAGCUUUAGCUGCCACCGCAUCCUCUGCAGCCCAUUUUGGAGGGCCUACCGAUUUAGCUAGUAAACAAACACAGCAACACCGUUCCACACCACAGCAACAGCAGUACAAACAACAACAACAGCAACCACCUUUUAAUAUACGUUAUCCGUCACCAGCUGCAUUUUUUCAUCAGCAACAUCAUCAACAACAAUUGCAGCAACAAUUACAAACACAAAAACUAACCAAGUCAACUAGACAAAGCACACCCUCACCUCAACAAACUGCCACCUCCAGCGGUCCAUCCCUGUUGAGUGCUUCAUCUUCGACAUCCUUAUCAUCUCUACACAAAAGCUCCGAAAGAUCUAUAACCCCCUGUCACAAAGACGAUGACAAUGAUGGCGUUAUCGAAUUGACAACCAGCCAUCAUGAUGAAGCUGCUGCUAUAAGAGAUCGUGAUAGUGGCAAUUCAAGUGCCGCCACUACCAGUUCCAUUACCUCAUCGAUGCUUUAUAAAGAUUCCUUAGAACAACUAUUACAACGCCGUCAUUCCAGUGGAAUGAUGACGGGUGAAGCGAGUUUAAAGUCGUAUUCACAGCUCUUGCUGAAUUCAACAACUCCAACUGAUACCUCAAGUUGCAAGGAGAAAAGCUCCUCUUCAUCUACCUCAUCUACGCCACCACCGGCUCCAGGAACACCAGGACAAUUGUCGCUCAGCCGCAGCAGUCUGCUGAAAAGUCCCUCGGAUACCUCAUCACUGUUUAGUGAGCCCAUUGAGGAGGAGACCCGCUGUAUAGUGUGCAAUGCUCAGUUUCCCAAUGUUUGGCUAUUGGAACAACAUGCCGCUCUGCAACAUCCCCUUUUGGGACCAGGUGAGGAAAAACCUUUUAUUUGUGAACAAUGUGGUCAAUCCUAUCGAUAUCGUUCAGCUUAUGCCAAACACAAAGAAACCAAUCAUCGGGCCCGUUUACCGGCGGAUAAACUUUUUACAUGUGACGUUUGUGGCAUGCAGUUUCGCUAUUUGAAAUCGUUCAAAAAGCACAGAUUGAAUCAUGCCUUAGAACGUUUACAUGGCAAAAAGGGUAAGAAUCCAUUUGCUGCACAUUUGCAACAACAGUUGCAGGAACACGAAAUGGUCAGCAGUUCUCAGGAGCCGAAUAUGAUGAUGGCCGACACCGAUACUGUCGAAGAUUUGCGUAUUAAUAUUAAAAAGGAGCGUGAGGAAGAGGAACAACAGCUGCAGCAUCAGCAACAACAGCUUAAACACGAUGAUGAACAAGAUGCCACCGUAGAUUCCGCCGGUUUAAUGAGUUAUCAGGAAAAUCAGACCUCGGCCAAUACAACAAUUCAGACCAACAGCAAUGAGCCUAACAUAAGCAGCUCUGAAGGAAUACAUAGUACAAAUAAGAGGCCUCGUCUACUUCAAGCAUCUCUAACCAGUCAUAUUGAAACGGAUUCCUCCUAUCACUCAAAUCAUCAACAGCAACAUCCACCACCGCCACCACCACAACAUCACCCACAUACUCUGGUACAUCACCCACACUUAGCACCUCAACUGCCUGGCCAUUUGGCUCAUAAUAUGUCGGCUAUGGCUGCUGCAGCAGCUGCCGCAACCACACCCCAACAUCAGCAACAAAUGACACCUCAAACUGCACAGCAAGCAGCAGUGGCAGCUGCUGCUGCCGCCGCCAAUUCCAUGAAUUCUUUAAAUUCUCUUAAUUCUAUAACGUCACUAAUCAAUGCUGAACGUUUGCCCAACGAACAAUUUUUGGGUCUUAAUCCACAAGAAGCCUCUAUACUCAAUUUCUUACGGGUGGAUGCUCAGGAAAGGCAAAGAGACAAGAGACCUCCUGCCUCCCGUUUUGCUUGCCCGUUCUGUGGUAAAUGUGUACGUUCUAAGGAGAAUCUAAAAUUGCAUGUACGCAAACAUACCGGUGAACGUCCAUUUGUUUGCCUCUUCUGCGGUCGUGCUUUCGGUGGCAAAUCCGAUUUAACACGUCAUUUACGUAUACACACCGGUGAAAGGCCCUAUCAUUGUGAAUCGUGUGGCAAAUGUUUUGCUCGUGCCGAUUAUCUCUCCAAACAUCUAACUACACACAUUCAUAAUGCUCCACGCUGAGAUGAGGCGCGAAGGAGAAGACUCCUUCGCCGUUAGUUUUAAUACAACUUUACAGCCCGUGAAAACAACUUAAAACUUAGAUCAAUUGUUAAACAGAGAAAGAAGGAAAAUCAACAAAUAAAAAUUCAAAAUAUGUCGACAUAUGGAUUUUAGCAUAAUACGUAAGAUCUUGGGGUUUAUAUAGAUUUUAUAUAUAUAUAGAUAAGAUAUGUAUAGAGAAAAUACUAAAGAAACAAAACUUAUUUAUAGUUUAUGUUUCAAAUUUUACACACAAAGUGGAAUUGUAAAGAUUUUAAGGAAAUCUUUUACUUUUGAUAUUGUUUCAUUUUUUUCUUUAAUUAUAUUUUUUUUAACUAUAAUAUAUAAGAUUUGAUUUGUUUAGGUGUAUAGAUUUCAUUCAAAUUAAUUAUAGUAAAAAACUGAAAUUCAAUUUUCAUUUGGCUUGCUAGUUGAGAUGGGAACAAAUUAUGGGUAUUAUUUUAUUACUUUUAUAAAUUACAUUACUUUUUUUAAUAACUUUAGUAAAAGUUUAGUAAUAAUAAAAAAAAUAAAUUUUAUUUUUUGUCUUAAAGGCUCUAAAUUGAAAAUUAAGAAAUAUAUAUGAUUAGGUACAUAUCUGAAACUUAUUUUGGAUUAUAAUUAUAAAAUUGAUUUAAAAAUGAAUAUUAAUAACUAGCACUUUUUGUGGAGUAAAAUUAUAAGAAAAUAUUUUAAAAAAUAUUAAUGUAACGAAAGAAAUGUGGAAUGUUAUGGAAUUUUGUUGCAAUUAGGAAAAUGUCCCUUUCAAGCAAAGAUACCUAAAAUGGUCCUUCGAACUACGAGGUAAUAAAAUUUCAAUUGCUUUCAAAACAUUACAUUAGGAAGUUAAACUUUGAUGUUAAAUAACUUCCAUAUCUUCCCCUAUAUGCAAGUAAGGUUUGUGUUUUGAAUGGUCCUUCGAACUACUACGUAUACAUAUUUAAAACAUGUUUUAAUUAAAACAAUCCAUCAAAUAGCCCUUUUUUGUGUGUGAGAUCAAAAUCAUUUCAAGCAAUGACACCUUUAAUGGUCCUUCGAACUAUGAAGUAAUAAAACUUUAAUUGUUUUCAAAACAUUCUAUUAGAAAGUUAAAUAUACAUAGAAUAUCUAUAUCACUGCGGGUUCUUGGAACUCUUGAUAAGUAUUUUGGGUAUCUUAUUAUCAACUACAACAUGAGAUUACAUAACCUUUUCAGCAAAAAAAAACUUAUCAAUCGAAGCUUGCAUUUCAAAUUGAGGUAUCUAGUAUUGUCCUUCAAACUACAAAAUUGAAACAUACAAUCCAUCAAAUAGCCCUUCUUUGUAUGUGGGAUCAAAGGCAUUUCAAGCAAAGACACCUAAAAUGGUCCUUCGAACUACGAGGUAAUAAAAUUUCAAUUGUUUUCAAAACAUUCUAUUAAGAAGUUAAACUUUUUUGUUAAAUAACUUCCAUAUGUAUCUUCCUCUAUAUGCAAGUAAAGUUUGUGUUUUGAAUGGUCCUUCGAACUACUACGUAUACAUAUUUAAAAAAUGUUUUAAUUAAUACAAUACAUCAAAUAGCCCUUUUUUGUGUGUGAGAUCAAAAUCAUUUCAAGCAAUGAUACCUUUAAUGGUCCUUCGAACUAUGAAGUAAUAAAACUUCAAUUGUUUUCAAAACAUUCGAUUAGGAAGUUAAAUAUACAUAGAAUAUCUAUAUCACUGCCGGUUCUUGGAACUCUUGAUAAGUAUUUUGGGUACCUUAUUAUCAACUUCAACAUGAGAUUACUUAACUCUUUCAAAUUGAAACAUACAAUCCAUCAAAUAGCCCUUCUUUGUAUGUGGGAUCAAAGGCAUUUCAAGCAAAGAUACCUAAAAUGGUCCUUCAAACUACGAGAUAAUAAAACGUCAAUUGUUUUCAAAACAUAAGAAGAUAAUUUCCUUCUAAUCAACAAUAUCUAUAUCACUGCCGGUUCUUGGUACUCUGGAAAAGUCAUUCGGAUACCUUAUCAACUACAACAUGAUAUUUUAUAACCAUUUCAAUAAACAAACUUUUCAAUCAAAGCUUGUCCCUCAAAUUACAAAAUUGAAACAUACAAUCCAUCUAAUAGCAAUUCUUUGUAUGUGAGAUCAAAAGCAUUUCAAGCAAAGAUACCUAAAAUGGUCCUUCGAACUAUGAAGUAAUAAAAUUUCAAUUUCAAAACAUUCUUUAGAAAGUUUAACUUUUUUGUGAAAUGACUUCCAUCCAUAUCCUCCAAUAUAUGCAAAUAAUGUUUGUGUUUUGAAUGGUCCUUCGAACUACUAAGUAUACAAUCUUACAUAUUUAAAACAUGUUUAAAUUAAUACAAUCCAUUAAAUAGCACUUCUUUGUAUAUGAGAUCAAAAUCAUUUCAAGCAAAGAUACCUAAAAGGGUCCUCCGAACUACGAGGUAAUAAAACUUCAAUUGUUUUCAAAACAUCUAUUAGGAAGUUUAACUUUUUUGUUAAAUAACUUCCAUAUCUUCCCCUAUAUGCAAGUAAAGUUUGUGUUUCAAAUGGUCCUUCGAACUACGAAACAUAAAAUCUUACAUAUCGUACGCAAACGUGCCAAGUUUUAUUCAAUAAAUUAUACAGAAGUUAAAACCUGUUUUAAUUAAAGCAAUUAAAAAAAUCACGGAAAAAAGUACAAGUUCAAGAAUUGUUCCUAAGAAUGUGUAUUUGUUUUCGAAAGUUUUAGUUCAUUAAUGGACCUAAAAUGGUCCUUCGAAUUGCAAAAUUUUUACAACAUUAAGGUUUUUAAAAGAAAAUACUUUCCAAUCAAACAAAAAUAACUUAAAUAAGAACUAGUUCUAGAAUUGUGUCUAAAAAGAAGUAUUUGAACUGGUUUUGAAUUCAAGAAAAGCUUGCAUUUUUAAUAUAAAAUGGUCCUACGAAGUGUAAAGUUUUAAAACUUCAAGAGUUGUUCGUUCUAAAUGACUUAAGCAAAUUCUUAGUUAGAGAAGCUUGUAGCACAAAGUUUACUAAUCCAAAAUGCUCCUUCAAAUUUAAAAAUUUCCAAAUUUUUAAAUUUUUUAAAACUUACAAACCACAAGGUUCUUAAACAUAAAUUGUUUUCAAAACAUUCGAAUAGAAAGUUAAAUUUUAUUGUUAAAUAACUUUCGUGUCUACCCCUCUAUGCAAGUAAAACACCUUUUUAAACAAAGUUUAGGUUUUAAAUGGUCCUUCGAGCUACAAACUUCUAAAGCUUAAAGGCAAUUUAACAAAAUACUGAAACAUGAACUGGUUUUAGAAUUGUUCUUAAAAAGUAGUAUUUGUUUGUGAAGGCUUAAAGUUCAAAAAAAACUUUUAUUUUAAAUUAAAGGAUCUAAAAUGGUUCUACGAACUGAACACAAAUCAAUUAUUAAAUUUCCUAACAUUUCAUGUUACUUCAUGAUAGUUCACAACACUAAAUUACUAACAAAAAGUGCUUUAAAAGUAAAAUUUCCUUUAGUUUAUUAUUUUUAUUAGAAUUUUAUUUAAUAAU